Molecule: messenger RNA, 294 nt
Organism: Aspergillus luchuensis
Lineage: Eukaryota; Fungi; Ascomycota; Eurotiomycetes; Eurotiales; Aspergillaceae
Exons: 2
Coding region: 1-294 (97 amino acids)
Source: RefSeq, a predicted model, not a curated record
AUGGAAAACACAGGCAACAUUGACGCUUGUGUUUUCUACAUUCCUUCGGUUCCAUUAACCCCUAACAACAUGCAAUACGUCAAGCAGCAGCGCGAGGCCUUCUUGAAGGGCGUCCCUCCGCCGGACUUCCCGGGUGGGUCGGGAGAGUCUCAGUUCUCUGAUAGAGCAACAAUUGCUGAUAUUCAAUCUGAAGCCGGUAAAGUGGCAAUGGGCCUUAGUCCCAUCAAGCUCAAUGGUAAAGAUGAAAAGUCCAAGAAGCUAGGGCAGAACAUGAACGCGAUGUUGGGAUUUUAG